AUGAUCAGCUCUGGAGCUUUAUGGUUAAAGACUGCUCGUAGGACAGCUCGGAAUCGAGCUGAUCACCUUUCAGAUCUUCAGUCGGAUUCGACUGGCGUUUUGCUAAGUGUUCCUAAUUCGGCUUUGUGGGAGAGAUGGUUUACCAUGCGGAGUGACUACGAUCUUGUCGCAACGGAUAGUGUUCCGAGCGUGUCCGGAUGGGACCGUCGAAGCGGCUUGAUUUCGUAUCAUAAUGCAAACUGCCUGAGGUCUCUCGGCUCACGUUCGGGUCAAGUGCGAUUCGGACGUGCCGUCAAAGUAGCUCGAUAUCGUGUUAGACUACAAGCUGCCUUGAGGAGUUCGACUCGCACUCGGCUGUAA
Microthlaspi erraticum is the source of this 360-nucleotide messenger RNA. The record is from the annotation of a GenBank genome assembly. Lineage: Eukaryota; Viridiplantae; Streptophyta; Magnoliopsida; Brassicales; Brassicaceae.